AUGAUUUGCGCUGGCAGCGGACAAUUGGGUAAAAUGCCAGAUAAUAGCCCGUCAAUUAAUUGGAUACCGGUCAAUAUCGAUAGCUCAUAUGUUGUUGAUAUUGCACUGCAAUCAACGUUGAAUCAAUCAUUCAGCGAACGUGUACACCAUUUAUUAAAUCCUCACGAAAUUAGUUGGCGAGAGUUUCUCCAACAUUUUCAGGCUGCCGAAUUAAAAUUUCGAAUUAAAUUGUAUCGACAAGUGAUUGAUUUAAUUCAAUUUUGA
Didymodactylos carnosus is the source of this 264-nucleotide messenger RNA. The record is from the annotation of a GenBank genome assembly. NCBI's taxonomy places the organism in Eukaryota, Metazoa, Rotifera, Eurotatoria, Philodinida, Philodinidae.